Cylicocyclus nassatus is the source of this 1212-nucleotide messenger RNA. NCBI's taxonomy places the organism in Eukaryota, Metazoa, Nematoda, Chromadorea, Rhabditida, Strongylidae. The record is from the annotation of a GenBank genome assembly.
AUGGAUAAAGUGAAUCCAAGAACGGGAGUCUCCGAUUGUACCGUUUACUCUUAUCUGUGUUAUAAUGCGCUCUAUAGGCAAGUGAUGGCUGAGCAAUGUCCAAAAACGUGUAACAAAUGUCCAGGUGCAGGCAAUUCAGCAUCAACCUCAACCUGCGUGGAUCUAGUAAACCCAAGGACUGGUGUAUCAGACUGCACGAAAACAUCAAGCUACUGUCGUAAUUCUCUCUAUCAACAACUAAUGCGAGAACAAUGUCCUAGAACAUGGAUGAAGUGGGCCCUCAUACUUGUUUGGUUCUCUUUCGCAACUGCGGCUCCAUCAUCAUUUGAUGCUACCUAUGCGGACGAUGUAGCUAGAAAUAAAAUGUUACCACUAGCAGCUGCUGCCUAUGCGAAAAAUCCUCAGACCUGUCUCACAAACAAAUUCACCAAUGCUGAGCUAAAGCGUCAACUCAACGUGAAGUGCGACUCUUUCAGAAGUGACAAAUGUUCUGGAUUCACAGCAGUCUUGAACGGUGAUAAAGCCAUCGUACUAAGUUUCAGAGGCACUGACGCAUUUCUACAACUUGUCAGUGAAUCCGACCAAAGCGUGUUCAGCAAGCAGAUAGCUUGGAUUGGAGGAGGAAAGGUUUCAAAGUAUUUCAACGAUGCUUUCAUGGAUGUAUGGAAUGGAGGGAUGAAAGACGAUUUUAAUACACUCCGUGCAAAGUAUCCCACAUAUCAAGUUUGGGUAACUGGUCACUCACUUGGAGGAGCCAUGGCAACGUUGGCAGCUUCCUAUCUAGUUGCUGCUAAUCUGGUCCCUGCUGCCAAUGUAGAAUUGGUCACAUUUGGUCAGCCGAGAACAGGAAAUAAAGAUUUUUCUGCUGCUCACGACAAGCAGAUGUCUUACACUUUCCGAGUUACACAUUCGCGUGAUAUCGUGCCUCAUGUACCACCGGAGGAUCUCGAAGGCUACUAUCAUCACAAAUAUGAGGCAUUCUAUCACAACCAUAUGAAGCCAGGAGCGUCAUUUGAAGUUUGCGCAGCUGAUGAGGACAAAGGAUGCAGCGAUGGUCUCGAUGUCACAACAUCAAUUGACGAACACUUGCACUAUUUUGAUGUCGAUGUUAACGUUUACGGAGAGAAAGGCUGCAAGUAGACAACCCAGUUCAUAAAUGAUUCAAUAAUAUGUGAAAUUAAUCUAUGAAAAAAGUCACGAGUAGGAACGGAU